Messenger RNA from Nerophis lumbriciformis (worm pipefish), 4277 nucleotides. Its product is annotated as 3',5'-cyclic-AMP phosphodiesterase 4C-like. Gene Ontology annotation, molecular function: 3',5'-cyclic-nucleotide phosphodiesterase activity. NCBI's taxonomy places the organism in Eukaryota, Metazoa, Chordata, Actinopteri, Syngnathiformes, Syngnathidae. Gene Ontology annotation, biological process: signal transduction. The record is from RefSeq and is a predicted model, not a curated record.
GAGUGUUUGUGACACAUGCACGACUCGUCUGCAGGGAGCGACCACGGCCAGCAAGCAGCAGGAGGAGGAGGAGGAGGGGGAGGAAGAGGAAGAGGAGGCCCGGCCCACCGCCUUCAUGUGGAUGCUAUCAAGGUGUGACAAGAGGAGACACUGCAGGCCUUCUAGGAUUACUUUCCAGUGGUGCUCAACAUUCUGAAAGGAUGACCACAGAUGAUGCUUCUGGGUUCCUACAUUGGAAUAGGAACACAUUGACAAGGUUGGAAAUAUGCAAAGAAGAUUCCGUGUUGGAUUAGAGGAUUUGGUAAUAUGUUUUUACCGAGCGUCCCCCCGCACUGGCGUCAUGGACCCUGACAGGGAUGUGCUGUUGGCUCACCUGGUCCAAGCAGGACCACCUGGACCUUCCCCCUCUGGACUGUUUGUUUUAUCCAAAAUGGAGUGAACUAUUUGUCUCUCUUAUCUGGGGCUUGUGUGGAAAAUAAGCAAUCAAAACAACAACAAUAACAAGAAGCCUGACACCUAAAUGCAUUGUGGGCGGGGUCCACUUUGAACACUGAGGUGUCGGUUGGGUCGGCCUCAAUGGACGCCGGUUACCCGGUCUGACCGCGUCCUGCCCUGACCCCGCCGUCCCAGGUUUGACCUUGCAGUGACCUUUGACCUCUCCGGUCCUGGCUCUCCACCUGCUCUGCUGCCUGGGUUCCGGAACGCUCCGCCCUGGGGCGCAGAACGAGCCAAUCAGGAUGAAGAAGAGCCGCAGUGGGCUGUCGGUGACAGGAGAAGAGGGCGAUGACACGGACAUAGCGGUUGCCGGGGAGAAGGCAGAGUCACCGCGCUACAGCCGAUCUUACACGUCCGGGGCCACGCUGGGGGCGGAGCUACGCAGGGGCAGGAGCAGGAGACUGUCAUCCAGUCUCCAGGUUCCCUGCUGGCUCCGCCCUCGCGACCGUACUCGCUCGCCAGAGGUCCUUGGCAACAUGCCGCGCCCCACAACGCUCCCCCUCCGCAUCCCGCCGCGCAUCUCCAUCACGCAAGCCGACGCCGACAGUUAUGAAGGAGAAAAUGGCGUCUCCCCCGCUCACACACCACUGGGCUCGCAGAGUCCGGGGCUCACCCUGCACACGUCCUUCCCUCAGAGCCAGAGGAGGGAGUCCUUCCUCUACCGCUCAGACUCGGACUACGACAUGUCGCCCAAAACGGUCUCGCGGAACUCCUCUUUGGCCAGCGAAGGGCACACUGCAGAGGACUUCAUCGUUACUCCUUUUGCUCAGGUCCUGGCCAGUCUGCGAUCAGUGCGAAGCAACUUCACCCUCCUCGCCAACGUCUCCACUCCGACAGUCAAGAGGUCACCGCUGAGUGGCGUGUGUGUCAGUCCCAGAGCCAAGCUGUCGGACCAACAGCAUCAACAGCUCGCCUUGGACACGCUGGAAGAACUGGACUGGUGUUUGGACCAGCUGGAAACCAUCCAGACGCACCGCUCGGUCAGCGAGAUGGCCUCCAACAAGUUCAAGAGGAUGUUAAACAGAGAGCUGUCCCACCUGUCCGAGAUGAGUCGCUCAGGCAACCAGGUGUCGGAGUACAUCUCCAGCACCUUCCUGGACAAGCAGGACGAAGUGGACAUCCCAUCUCCGACGCUGAAGGACAAGCCGAUGAGUCAUAUCAGCGGCGUGCGGAAGCUGUCCCACAGCUCCAGCCUCUCCAGCUCCUCCAUGCCUCGCUUCGGGGUUAACACGGACCACGAGGAUGAGCUCGCCAAGGAGUUGGAAGACUUGGACAAGUGGAGCUUCAACAUAUUCCAAAUUGCCGAAUUGUCCAACAACAGACCUCUGAGCUGCAUCAUGUAUUCCAUCUUCCAGGAACGAGAGUUGCUGAAGACCUUUCGCAUCCCCAUCGACACGUUUGUCACUUAUGUGAUGACCCUGGAGGACCAUUACCAUGGCAACGUGGCCUACCACAACAGCCUCCAUGCUGCAGAUGUCACACAGUCUACAAAUGUGUUGCUCUCCACACCUGCUCUUGAUGCUGUCUUCACCGAUCUCGAGAUCUUAGCCGCCCUCUUUGCUGCCGCUAUCCACGAUGUCGACCACCCUGGAGUUUCCAAUCAGUUUCUCAUCAACACCAACUCCGAGCUGGCUCUGAUGUACAAUGACGAGUCGGUCCUAGAGAAUCACCACCUGGCUGUGGGCUUCAAGCUCUUACACCAGGACAACUGUGACAUCUUCCAGAACCUUACCAAGCGACAGCGGCAAAGCCUUCGCAAGCUCGUUAUCGAUAUCGUUUUGGCAACAGACAUGUCCAAACACAUGACCCUACUGGCCGACCUGAAGACUAUGGUUGAAACGAAGAAGGUGACCAGCUCUGGUGUGUUGCUGCUGGAUCACUACAAUGAGCGCAUGCAGGUCCUAAGAAACAUGGUGCACUGUGCCGACUUGAGCAACCCCACCAAGACCUUAAUGCUGUACCGGCAGUGGACGGAGAGGAUCAUGGAGGAGUUCUUUCGCCAGGGCGACAAGGAGAGGGAGCGCGGCAUGGAGAUCAGCGCCAUGUGCGACAAACACACUGCCUCUGUGGAGAAAAGCCAGGUGGGUUUCAUUGACUACAUUGUCCACCCGUUGUGGGAGACGUGGGCCGACCUGGUGCACCCGGAUGCCCAGGAACUUCUGGACACAUUGGAGGAGAACCGGGAGUGGUACCUAAACACCAUGCCUCAGUCGCCAUCGCCGCCCCCGGACAGACACCUGCAGCACGACCGCUUCCAGUUUGAGCUCACACUGGAAGACCUGGAGCACAACAACCACAACCAUGUGCACACCGGGAGCAGCACUGGAUGUGAGGGAACCCCCAGCUACGACGACCCGGCUGAGAGGGAAGAUGAGAAGAACCACAACAGCGAGCAGAAUGGAGUUUGCGAUGAGUAUGAUGGUGACGAUGGAGAAAAGGUGGAGGAAGAGGCGAGUGUAGAAACUGCAGAGGAGCAGCUAGAAGAUGAAGAAAGUGGAGAUAAUGGCGGUGGAGAAAAGGAACAGGAAGAAGAGGAUGAGGAGGCAAAGGGAGAGAAGGAGGAUGAUGAAGGUGGGACUGAAGAUGGGAUACAGGAGGAGGGAAAGGAAGGAGAGGAAAAUGUAGAUGGCGAAAUAAGUGAAGCAGAAGCGGUGAAUGUGGAGGAAGAUGAGACAGAAGGGAAUUUGGAGGCACAGGAGGAUCUGAAUGAGUAUGAGACAGAAGGGAAUGUGGAGGAUGAAGAGCAGGCAGAGGGGAACGUGAAAGAGCCUGAAGAAGAAGGGAAUGAUGAUGAGGCAGAUGGGAACGUGGAGGAGGAAGAUGAAGAAGAGAUGAAGGUAGAUGAGGUUGAGGGAAACAAUGAGGAGGAAGAAGACGAGAAUGUGGAAGAAGAUAUGAAGGUAGAUGAGGUUGAGGAGGGAGAGGAGGCAGAGACUGAGGAGCAAGUGGAAGGAGAGGAAGUUGAGGAGAAAGAGUUGGAAGAAGAUGAAGAGGAUGGGGAAGGAAACGAAGCAGAAGAGAGUUAGUGACAUCCAAGCCUACGAGGGCGAAACGAGAAGAUGUCAAGAUGCACUAGGACAGUCGGCCUGUCAAUCACAUGCUCCACCCACCUGUGACCAUGCGUGGUGAGAGGGGAAAGUGACGUUUGCGCUCGCCUCAGACAGACUGCAGUGGAGCGGACGCUCGGGCGGAACCUCAGCAGGCAGAGGCAGGAAAAGGGUUCAACACGUUAUAUUGACCUUUUCACAGGGUGACAAAAUAACAUGCAAAUAAGUUUGUGCCUGUUCUCCCGAGCUCACUGACGUUAUUUCCCAUUGUCUUCUGUGUCGUCCUAUGAGGAAGAUUCCACACGAGACAUCCAGUCCACACCACAAAACUUGUUCUGUUUGUCCUGAAAGAAAAAGCAAAAAAACACCAGUGAAAUCUGUCGUCUUAUUUUUACACUUGAAAGUCAAGCAGUACUGUAAAGAGGAAAAGUGUACAAAAAUAAUAAUAAUUUGCAGGCAAGUAGACAACCCCCUGUACUCACCCCCAAGUCGAGUGACAGGGCAAACAGUGCCAAAGUGAGCCACGAGCAGCAACAAGGGAAACAAUGCAUUGUGGGUCAAGGCUAAAGGUGUGAUGGUCUUCCACAAAUCAACUGUUUUUUGUAAAAAAAAAAAAAAAAAAAAAAACUUAAAAAGGGCAGGUUUGGCACUUUAUCACCCACUGUUACAUAUAUGUACAUAACAAACAUGUAUUUUAAUCUUCUCUGAUGUCAUAAUAAAUAUGAUCAAUCAUGA